Besnoitia besnoiti is the source of this 234-nucleotide messenger RNA. RefSeq lists its product as uncharacterized. Lineage: Eukaryota; Apicomplexa; Conoidasida; Eucoccidiorida; Sarcocystidae. The coding region runs from base 1 to 234 and encodes 77 amino acids. The record is from RefSeq and is a predicted model, not a curated record. The transcript is spliced from 3 exons.
AUGGGCAAGGGAAGCAACGCAUGCAAGAAAAACACCGCGCGGGCGCGCGCUGACGAAGCCAAGGCCAAGGAGCCCAAGUCGCAGCUCAAGUCAAACCAGGCGGCUAUGUCUAUUAAGUGCAAGAUUUGCAUGCAGCCCUUCAUGAAGACGCAGAGCGUGUCGCAGCUGAACGAGCAUGCGACAAACAAGCACAGCAAGACCGUCGCAGAGUGCUUCCCCGACAUGGCGAGUUGA